Messenger RNA from Polychytrium aggregatum, 1056 nucleotides. Its product is annotated as Ctr copper transporter. The coding region runs from base 104 to 682 and encodes 192 amino acids. The transcript has 7 exons. Lineage: Eukaryota; Fungi; Chytridiomycota; Chytridiomycetes; Polychytriales. The record is from RefSeq and is a predicted model, not a curated record. Gene Ontology annotation, biological process: copper ion transmembrane transport. Gene Ontology annotation, molecular function: copper ion transmembrane transporter activity. Gene Ontology annotation, cellular component: membrane.
CGCCCAUCAACGCCCAUCAACGCCCAUCAACGCCCGUCCAUCAACACCAACACCACCGCCGUCAUCGCCAUCUCAACCAAGCCCCGGGACCGACUCGCUCGCCAUGUCGCAGCCGCACUCGUCGUCCGUUAUGACCCUGAGCUGGGGCACUGACAACGUCGUCAUCUUCAGCUUCUGGCACACCCAAGGUGUACUAUCGCUGGUGCUCAGCUGCAUCGUCAUCUUCCUGCUGUCGUUCUUCCAGCAGUUCUUCAAGUUCUUUAGGGCCCUCCAAGACAGCAAGUUUUCUUGGGUGGGCCUCCAGUCGUCGUCCUCGAGCAGCACCAUCAUGACCUCCCUCAGCAUCCUCAAGACCGAUACCACCGCACUGCCGGUGCCCAUCCAGGACCAUCCCCGCUCGAGCCUGGACAUUGGCGAGGACGAGACCCACAUUGAUCAGUCGCAUUCCGAGCCCGGUGCGCUACAUACACUCCGCCCGAACUCAAGAUACAACGGCACUCAGAUCGUCCGUACGGCGCUGUACCUGAUCGACAUCAUUCUUUCCACGUUUCUGAUGCUGGUCUUGAUGACCCUCAAUGGCUGGCUGAUUUUGUCGUACGUCCUGGGCUCGUCGAUUGGGUUCUAUAUCUACAGUCCCAGCACCAGCCCAAGUGUGCCUCAAUACCACGCCGCGCAUCACUAGACUGUCAAGAUAUCGCGCCGCCCAACUUGACGAAGACCUCGUUUGCUGCUCCAUGACUCUGCCGUGUGCUCGAAAUCGGCGCUGUAGCAUCAACCACUGCGCCCUCUUAAGAGCCCCAGCUUUGCUUGCAGGCUCGCUCCCUCUGCUAACGAGAGCCUUGAUUCUUCUUGCAGACACACGCUUUCACUCUCACAAACCCACUCUCACACAUACACACUCUCACACAUACACACAACAAGAAAGUGGACAAUUCACGACUCGAUCUCAUGUAUCCGCAUCCUGCGCUUGCGUGACGCCGUUUUUGCUUGCCGAGGCUCACGCUUGCCGUUGUUUCUUGAAUAUACUUGACCUGCAUGCCCUGCAGCGAAGCGAGA